Molecule: messenger RNA, 30527 nt
Organism: Paramuricea clavata
Lineage: Eukaryota; Metazoa; Cnidaria; Anthozoa; Malacalcyonacea; Plexauridae
Source: the annotation of a GenBank genome assembly
AGGUUUAUUCUUAUUAUUUUCAUUGCGAAGGGGAGAGGAAAAAUAAACCUCUGGUUGAAAGCGGCAAUUGAUUCAUUGAGCCGCGCCAAUCAGUUUGAAUUAGGGUCAGAUCCUGACUCUGUCUUUUGAUUGGAUGAUCGUAUUAAAGCUCUCUGAUUGGUUAUAGAUGUUCUAUUUGAAUCAAUCAGAGAACUUUAAUACAAUCAUCCAGUCAGGAGACCUAAUUCAAACUGAUUGGCGCAGCUCAAUGAAUCAAUUGCCGCUUUCAACCAGAGGUUUAUUUUUCCUCUCCCCUUCGCAAUGAAAAUAAUAAGAAUAAACCUCUGGAACCAGGGUAUCCAAGUAUCUGCAUGUGAUUGCAUUGAUAUUUUGUUUCAAUAUUUUCAUGGCAAUUUGAUGAAUUUGACCUUUUUUAUCCCCAGGCGCCGAAUAGACAAUUUAUAAUAUUUUUAGUAUUUUGAGCAGUCUUAAAACUCUUAGUGCCGGAUAGUGUUAACUGGGCUUUUGUACGACCCGAUUUUCCAAGAGUUUAAAUUGUAUGCGUCAGAAAGCGAGUAAAACGGAUAUGAUCAUAUGCAACCGAUCGAUGAUACCGAUCGCUGUAUGCGGUAUGUCUUUCAAAACUGUAGGUUGAUCAGAGUUAACAGUAAUUUCACUAAAGAACUAAAGAAGACAAGUCCGUUCUUAUCAGUGGCAUGGCUCGUAGUCUUCUUGAGGAUCUUGCGCCUCUGAUCUUUGGCUUUGACUGCGCUUUGCAGUCUCGAACGAAUUAGCUGGUACAUCUUUAUGUGCUACUCGCACUCGGUUUCCCUUAUGGCAAAUUUGCUCGUGCCUCUUACGGUAAUCGUCGGGCCGUAUGUUAGAUAACCUUUAUGGUUAAUACGUUUUCCCUCGUGAAAUAAAUAAUAAAGUUUGAUAUAGUCGUCAAAAAUCGAAUUACAUUCAAGACACUAAAGUUUUAUUCUUUUUCUUUUGGGUUUUGAACCGCACAUAAUUGAUAACGAGCCUUCGCUAUAAGAGCAGUCGAGCGAAGAACAUGCCGGAAACGUGGGUUUCACAUUUCAGCCUCCCGUCGAUUUUCGACAAAUAAAAGACUAAUACUAUUACUAGAAAAUAGAAAUACAUUUAAAUGGUAUAAGGCCACACAAACCAUUAUUUUAAAUCCGGAAUUUAUCGCUUUAUUUAUCGCCAUCGUUCUUAACUUUUACAAUUUACUGAAUGCCAAAUUCGUAAUUUGCCGAACAGUAACGAAGCAAUUUGCCGACUGGAGCCGACUUGCGAAAAUUAUUGGGGGAGCACCCCCGCUCGCGACGGCCCUCUUUUCUUGGAUGUUCUUGACAAGCCUGCUCCUGUAAGAGAAAAGAGUGUGAAAAACAAACCGAAUGUGCCUUGUCUAACAAGUGUUAUUUUCCGCUGGCUGAGGCACGAAAGAAGCGGAAAAUGUUUUCUCACACAUUGCUGGGAGCCUGAUGAAAUCAGGGUAUCACAGGGUGGUGCAGGUUAUAUUAGCAUAUUUUUGUUGUUGUUCAGCGUAGCUUGACAGUAUUUUUUCGCUCGCGAUUUAUUUUAAUUUAAAAAGGCUAGUUAACCUAUCUUUUCACGGAGGCCAAUGGAAAAACGUAAAAAUGGAAAGGUCGUUGAGGGCCUUAAAACUGUUCGUGGCACCUUCGAUUAGUACAAAUAACGAAGAAAUUCUUAGCGGCAAUGUGGACCAUUUCUCAACAGAAGACAGCUCAGCUGAUAAAAAUGUUGGUAGUUCUCGUCGCAGUGUAUGUGAAAGUGAGGAUCGCCGACGACCAAAAGUUAUUCGCUUAGAUCUAAAUUUAGUGCAGUGGUCGUGAGAGGGGAGAUCGAAUCCGUAGUUCUCUGCAAAGCGGUAGUAGGAAUUCGCACGAAGAGUGCCGAAGCUGUUCGCGUCCUCGAGCAAGAAGCAGUAUCGUACUACCCGAAGGAAACGAUCACACCGGUCGCAUUCGACGUCCCGGCAAGGAGCCACCAGCGUAGGCAAAAGAACUGCUUUUUCAUUAACGACAAAACGCGGACGUGUUGAAAAGUUGAAAUCGCAGGUUACGAAAAACUCAAGCGAAGGUUCUUCGACAGCAGCAAAGGUCGUCAAGCUAGCACGAGUUUCGCUACGCCGGAAAUAAAAAGCAAUACGAUGUCAAUCAAUCGGUCAUUCAGAGAAUGGAUUGCGCGCUUGCCUCGUAUGAUCUUGAAGGAGUACCGAUAGAAAUCAGCGCAGGUAGAAGCUUACUUAUGGAUCACAUCUUUUACUUGCUGAUAAAUACGGAGGUGACACUGUAGAAUGUUAUUCAGCUGAGCCCUUAGCUAGUGAUUCUAAAAAUGAAAAACGGAUAAGGAGGGCGAUAAAAGAGGGCGAUAAAAGUGAGCAUGUCGUUGCGGAAUGAGGAUAAUGACCGGUCCCUAAUGCAGUUUCAGACCUCUAGCAAUUCUUAUAUAAAAUUAUCAAUUCUGAUGUGGAAUACUAAUGACAUGAUUCUCCCACACAAGCAGGGGGCGUGGGUCUGUAUAUUCACAAUAGCUUAGAAUUUCACUUAAGACAAGAUAUUAAGUUACUGGUUGAUGGUUGUGAGAAUUUAUGGGUUGAAAUUCAUACACCUAAAAUGAGAAAAAUAUUAUUAUAGGCAUAAUAUAUAGACACCCACACUCUAAUAUUUCUGCAUUUAAAGAUACUUUGUCAGAUAAAUUGGAGCAUAGUUUGAAUGAAAAUAAGCAAUUAAUCAUUAUUGGGGAUAUAAAUAUUGAUCUCAUAAAAUGUGAAACACACCAACUUACUUCUGAUUACCUUGAUAUGAUAUACUCUAACUCUUGUUUUCCUGUUAUUACACAGCCUACUAGAGUCACAAACUACACUGAAACUCUAAUUGACCAUAUUUAUACCAAUGUUUUAAACAAACCUAUUACAUCCGGAAUCUGCAUGACUGAAAUUUCCGAUCAUUUUCCUGUUUUUCUAGUCUUGCAUAAAAUAAAGACGGCAACAAAACGGAAUAUGAAGAAAAGAAACUUCAAAAACUUCAAUAAUGAUAUUUUUUACAAGACCUAGAAACAUCUAUCAGUGACACUAACCAUAAUAGAAAUGUUAACAAUACAUUUUCCAAUUUCUUUUCCAUAUUUACAUCAACAGUAAAUAAACAUGCACCUAUACAAAAUGUCUCUAGGAAAGAAUUUAAACUUUCUGCGAAACCUUGGAUUACUCCUGCGAUAUUAAAAUCAAUAACAAGAAAACAAUAUCUUUAUUAUCAUCAUUUUAUCAAAGGCAAUGAAGAUCAAAAAAGGUACUACAAAUCAUACUCUAAUACUUUAACUCAUUUGAAAGAAUUGAGUAAAAAGUUAUAUUUUAAAAAUAAAACAACAAAAAUUCAAGGUAAUAUAAAAGAAACAUGGAAAAUUAUUAACCGAAUAGUUAAAAUAAGGUCUAAAGGUUUAUUACUCCAGACAAGAUAAAUAAUAAUGGCGUUGAAUUUGAUCAACCGCAGGAUAUUGCCAAUCAAUUCAACAUCUUAUUCAGAGAUAUUGGUCCUCAACUUGCAGAAAAAAAUAUCUCCUUCCAAUAAAGACUUUCGAGAUUAUCUUACUCCUUUGAAUACUCACGAAAGUUUCUUUCUUACACCUACAACUCCUAAUGAAGUGGCUUCUAUGAUAAAUGAGCUCGAUGCCUCAAAGGCUUUGGGCCCUCAUGGAAUUCCUAUUUGUUUACUGAAACUUGCAAAACCAGUUAUUGCAUCAGAACUAAAGUGAAUUAUAUAAUUUUUCAUUUACUUCUGGUAUAUUUCCUGAAGAAUUCAAGCUCUCGCGAGUAAUUCCUCUUUAUAAAAAUGAAUCGAUUCACUUGUUAUCAAAUUACAGACCUAUUUCUUUACUCUCACCAUUCUCAAAAAUGUUUGAAAAAUUAAUGUGCAAACGACUAUUAUCAUAUUUGAAUAAAAAGGACAUUAUAAACAAAUACCAAUUUGGAUUUCGGAAAAAUCAUUCAACAACGUUGGCAUUAAUUGAAAUUAUUGACAAUAUUCUUAAUGCCAUGGAUAAGGGGCUUUAUACUUGUGGAAUAUUUAUUGAUUUUUCAAAGGCAUUUGAUACUAUCAACCACACGAUUCUCCUCUCCAAGUUGGAGCACUAUGGUAUUCGUGGCGUUGCGUUACAUUUGUUUAGAACCUAUCUAACGGAUCGCUCACAAUUUGUAGACCUUAAUGGGACACUCUCAAACACUAUUAAAACAAACUGUGGUGUUCCACAGGGUUCAAAUUUAGGCCCACUAUUAUUUCUUAUUUAUAUUAAUGACAUUUCGAAUUGUAGCAAUGUUUUAAAAUUGCGGUUGUUCGCAGACGACACUAAUUCUUUUUUGGAAAAUAGUAAUAUACUAACUUUAACCACAAUGGUUAAUGUUGAAUUAAAAAAACUUACCAAUUGGAUUAAAGCAAAUAAAUUAUCGCUAAAUAUAAAAAAAUCGAAAUUUAUGAUAUUUUCAUCCGUUAGAAAACAAUUUCACUAUAUUCCAAAUAUCAAGUUAGAUGGCUCUUCACUAGAGCAGUCAGAAUUUUUUAAAUAUCUGGAUGUCCUUCUUGACAGAAACUUGAGUUGGAAAUUUCAUAUAAACGUUAUAUGUAAGAAACUUUCCAAGAAUAUUGGCAUGAUUUCAAAAUUACGUCACUAUGUUGAUCUUGACACACUAAAAAAUGUUUAUUACUCCCUAAUAUAUCCUUACCUUUAUAAUGGGGCAAUUAUCUGGGGAAAUACGUACCAGUCUCGUCUUAAUCAGUUAAACAUUUUAAACAACAAAGCUGUCAGGAUCAUGACUUUUUCCGAACCUCAAUCCCAUGCUCCACCUAUCUACAAAUUACUAGGUAUUCUUCAAGUAAAAGACAUUGUUUACACCCAAAAAUGUACUUUUAUGUACGAUUACUUUAAUAAUAGGUCACCAGUAGCAUUUUCUAAUUAUUUUACACACUCUUCAGAAAUACAUCAACAUUAUACUCGAUAUUCAACCAAUAAUUGUCAUUUGCCAUCUGUUUCUAGUAACUCAGGAAAAUUCUCAUUAAAAAUUUCUGGAAUAAAAAUCUGGAGUUCUCUUGAUAAUCAAGGCAAAUUACUACCUAGGAAAUCUCUAAUAAAAAGAAUUAAAAAGAAUUACCUUGAUACCUAUUCCUAAUAUCAAAUGUUUACUAUAUACUGUCUUAUAUCUAUAUACUAUAAUCAAAUCAAACCUAUUGUGUGUGAUACAAAUUGUUAAUGUACAGUAUGUGUGUAUAUAUGUAUUUAUUAUAUUUCUAUAUAUAUUUCUAUAUAUAUUUCUAAAUUUAUUUUUCUUUUGUAUUAUUAUUUGCCAUAUUUAAUUCAUUGUUGUAUAUAGUUCUUAUGGGGAAUUGGCUCGAAAACUUUAGUUACUCCAAUUCCCCAGCACCGUUCUCUUUCAUGUAAAACUUUAUUGUAAUAUUCUUGUCAUUUUUUUUUCGAGUGCAAAUAAAAUUCUAUUCUAUUCUAUUCUAUUCUAUUCUAUAUUUCUAUUCUAUUCUAUUCUAUUCUAUUCUAUUCUAUUCUAUUCUAUUCUAUUCUAUAAUGAAGUUGGGUUUGGGAUAUCUGAAAAAAUACCAAUCACUUAAAAAUAUCUAACUAACUUUAAAACGAAUUUGUAUCCAGUGCAGCUUAUUCGUCGAAAGUUCAUUUCACCAAUUUCCACACAAGUAUAAAUAUUUGUUUUGCAGCAGCUGUUCAAUGCUGUGUGCAGGGCCGUAACUACUGAAAGCAUUUCGAAAGUGGAGAGUAUUUUCCAAUAGGGGCACUUUUGUAUAUGACCAAAAUCAAACGAUUUUCUGAACUGAAUGACAUGUUUUGAAAAUAUGGAGUCUCUAUAACGUCUCUUUUAACACGGAAAUGCAGUGAAAAAAGGCAACGUGAACGUUACUAGGUCCAUUUGCAGAGAAAUAUUUAUAUAGUCCCAGUUGCAUUUGCCUCUUUUCAAACGUCAGAACGUCACUUGUUAUCGUCAGUGGCGUAACCAGCCCGACGAUUUGGUCAUUUGAUCAUUAUUCAUUUGUUUAGAAAUUGAUUGUGUUGAUAGUUUAAAAACAUGUGAAUAUUUGCAUAGCGGGACUGAAUCGUAAAUUUAAAAAGGUAACGAUCACUCACACACAUUUCGUUACUUUUUUUAUUUGCAGGCGUUUUCCGUAUUUGCAGACGCGAGAAAAGAAGACAUUUUAAAACGAACAAAAUUACUUAGCUUUUACAAGAAUUUUGAAGAUAUUUUAAAGAAUUGUGACGAGAAAUUGCAAGAAAGUUUGAGCAGAAAGAUAGACAUCGUGAAAGAAGUUGAACAAAAAAGGAAAAACCUGGAAGUUGAAGAAUAUGUAGUUCUUGUUGCUGGUAAGUUAAUCCCUAUUAUUAAAAUAACAAACAGGGCCGCCAAGAAGUUGCACCAGGCCCGGGGCAAACUUUUCUGCAGGGCUCUGGACAUAUUUUUUCUCGAUCAUAAACAUUUCCCGGAAAUGUUGGGGAGGGGAGGGGGUGGAGGAUCACGAUGUUUCCAAUCUUCAAAUAUUUCCUUUUUUUUAAGUUCGCCUUAUUCUAUUCUUAAUUCAGUACAAUUUUACUUGAUUUAUUGAACAUAAACUGGCAUGAAUGCAGCUAUUGGCCUCAACGUCGCUAUGGAAACUUUUAUGCAAAACAAAUUUAUUGUAUAAGUUUAUUUACCUAGGUGAGACAAGUUCAGGAAAAAGCAGUUUGAUAAACCUCAUCCUAGGAGAAAAUAUUCUGCCAUGUGGUACCCUACCUAUGACACAUACUAUCUGUGAAAUGCGAUAUGGGGAGACAAGGAAGGUAAUAGCUCAUUACAGAGAUCAGCAAAGACAACAAGAAGAGCUAAUCCUACUUGAUCCAACAGAAGGUCAGAGUUAUAUCCAACAACUUCAUGAUUACUUGGCCCAGGAUAAGAAUCGUGACGAAGGAUCCCGUUUCGAAAAAUGUGAAUUAUUCUGGCCUCAUGAUUUGCUAAAGGUGAGAGAUUAGUUCAAUAAAUUUCGCGUGCGUUUAUAGUGUUAUAAUGCGCGUGGAGAAUGUAUAGGAAGAACAGUUCUUGAAAUUAUUGCUGCACGAGCUUUGAUCCACAUUUCUAGAAAUUAUCAUUAAUUUUUUCGUGUUUUGCUGAAGAAACGCCAAACAGUUUUUAAGCAUUUGAGCUACUUCAGUAGUGAAAAUUGCGUAGGUUUUGUAACUUUAUGAAAUCUUUCUCAGCCGACAGACAGGUGUAAUUCAUACUGAAAAAACGCCUGCGAAAAUGUCCUUGCUUGCUUUUAUUGCUGCUUUUCUGCAAAAUAGCGAUGAUAGCAAAUAGAUAUGAUUCCAGGUAUCGACUAAUUUUUAUCUAGACAAGAAAGACGAAAUGUAUCAUUAUAGCUUAAAAGAACAUCCUUGAAUUAGUAAAACUGCAAAGUUUGGUUGCGAAAUGUUGUAAAAUACAGUCCUGUAAAAUUAGAAAAUUUUGGGUAUUUAAUUAGUAUUACGGCCGAAAAGGUACCACUUUCGGCUCAAAAGUGGUGCAUUUUUCCGCUCGUAGUACUACAUACAACAUUUAGCAACCAAAUGUGGUAAUUUUACUAAUUUAAGGAUGUUUUUUUAACCUAUAAUGAUAGAUUUUUUCCUUUUUGUCUGGAUCAAAAUUUAGUCUAUAUGUAGCUGGAAUCAUCCAUUCGAUGAUCGAAAACAAAAAAUGUUAACACUAUAGUCUUCAAUUUUCUCAUCUGUUUAUUUAUUUUUUCUUUUCUUUAUUCUUUUAGAAUGGAAUAGUAAUUGUUGACAGUCCAGGAAUUGGCGAACGCCAUGUGUUAAAUAGAGUAGUGACAGAUUACCUUCUUAAGGCGUUUUGUUUUCUUUACGUCAUAAACAGUGACAAUGGCGGGGGAGUUCAAAGAGAUCGGGUAAGUUAUUUGAAGAUGAUUAUUAUAAGAGUGGUUAGAUGGAAUGUGCGAAGGUUUUUAAUUGGUAAGUCAACAACAGACGUCUUCACGACCCGCGUGUGGAAUCUUUGAUCCUAUAUUUGUAUAUACUCACACCAAAAGCAAUGAUUAAGCAUAUGGAUCAAUUAAUUAAUGCUAAAAUGUUAGCAGUUGGCCACUUAAUUUUUGGUACUUUGCUGUUUUGCUUCUCUAAUUUUUACAUGCUUGUUAAAUUGAAAAGAUUGGGUUUUGAUAGUUCCUUAAGAAUUCCGUAUAUGGAAUUCUUAGAGUUUAUGAAAUCAAUUUAAUAUUUUAAUUUCUAAAACAAUAUAAGUUAUAUAACGAUGCUAAAGUGUAUGUCCCACGCGAGAGUAUCUGAAUUUAGAGAAUGAUAUUAAUUUAAUGAGAAAAAGUGAAGAUAGAGAUAAUUAUCUAUAAUGGGAUUUUUAUAUGGAGGUACAAUCCUGGACAAAACCAUCUGCAACACUCUAUUAAAACAUUCCAUUCUUGGAUUUUUUUUACCUUAAGACGGGAAUAAUUCACUCGUUUGCUCCACCUUCCUCCGCCUCCCCUAAAGCAAUACGGGACGUUUUAACCGUAUUCUGCGAAUGCAAUAUAUGAACAUUGAAUGGUGGGGGUAAUUGGAAGGUUUUAUAAAUUUGAGAUAAUAUUACGAAAUGUUGUCAAAUAAUUGGAAGUGUUGCAGAUUUUUUGUCCAGGAUUGUAGGUCAGUUUUCCCGAGGGGAAUUCUGGCCCAAAUUUAGCAAGAUCUCGGGCUAAAGGGCCGCGCUCUCGGUUUGAUGGGCCUGCACUUUACCUAUAUAUACAGAAUAAGAAAGGCAGUAUCUCACCACAACUGGGCCAGCUUGGGUAACACAGGGCAUAUAAAAACAUUUUAUGUGCAAAUGAACAAAAUGACCCGUUGGGGGCGGGUUGAUGGUGGGUGUUUCUGUCAACAUUUUGGAAAGCAAUAUUAUUAGAAAAAUUAGAAUAAUUAUACAUAUUAAACUCUGCCUGUAGUAUAUAUUUAUGGUUAUUUUAAUUUUGACCCCACCUCUGCAUGCAAGGAUCUUUUGGCUGCCCCACCUAAAACAGGUAUUAUUUUUCAGUUACCCCACCAUUAUCUCUUUGGGCCCCAUCUUGGCCAUAAAAAAUUGAGCGAUUUCUUAAAUGUUUCUGGUAAUUUCUUUAAAGUAAAAUUUAAAACCCUCUUUACAGCUGAUUGUAUGAAACGAUUCUCCCAUAUGUUUCAACUGAAAUGUUGGCAGUUGCCUCAUUCCACUCCUGGAGUUCUCGAAAUUUUGUUAUUCAGCGAGAUGGCCACCCACCAUCACACUUUUCAAAUCGCUCACAGCUUUCUUUUUCCUGGGUGUAAAUGCACUCGGGACGGCGCUUGGUGCCGUUGCCUCGGAGAAAGAAACGUUAAGCGAGAGCUCUAAACACUAAACCUUUUGGAAGGUUCCUCGGCAGCCACAGAAUAUAAACUGGCAGUCUAGAUUUCUCCUCCCCAUCUUAAUAAUUUUAACAGCCAGCCCAACAUAUCCAAGAAAGCUUAUACUACUGCAGUCGAAACUAUGAUUGACAAACGUGUUGUUUUUCUAAUAAUAGAUUCUUCAUUGUAGGUAAUAAGCCUUCUACAGUGCGUUAGGAACCAAUCCCUUGAAAGCUUUCUUUGUGAAUGUGCGGUGUUCGUUUGCAAUAAGUGGGAUCAAAUAGAGAUUAAGGGGACUGAUGCUGAAUCCCGUGUCAGGAAAUAUAUAACUGAACGUCUGGAGAACACAUGGCCGAAUUUGAAGCCGCAGUCACAAGUUGUUGAACUGUCCACUAAAAAUGCCGCUGAAUCUCAAAACUAUGGCAUCAUUUCCCAACAGUUCGUUGCAGUUAUGAACGCCGUAAGAACAAUGAUGCUGAAAACAAUUGGCGCAAGACUUAAAGCUGAGUGCAGGUACAGUACUGCCAAGAAAUAACUUAUCAAAAACCGCGUCCAAGACGCGGGUAUCUUGCGUCCACUGUGCGUCCACGGGCGCCCGCGGGUGCGUCCGUCCUGCGACCGCCGUGCGUCCGUCGUGCGUCCACUGUGCGUCUGCGGGCGCUUGCGGGUGCGUCCACUGUGCGGGCCCCAUGCGUUCGCUUUGCGUUUGCGGGCGAGGACGCAGCUGAGAAAGAGUUCUAUUCGUAGAUCGUCGGAAAUUAUCGCGUUUCGAUUUUCAUAAACAAACCGUGGGCGUCGGAAAAUAUUCAUGUUAGCGAUUUCACACCACGUUUUUAUGCUUAUAUACACAAGCGUUACAGACCUAGAAUCCUAGAUAUUUAUAUUUCUAAUAUUAAACUUACCGUGAAUUUUCAGAAUUUGUGCUUCGUAAAGUUCCUUUUCGUAUUUGAUCUCUACUUUCGCACCUUCGUAUAACGUUUGGUUUAAACCCAGUAUUCUUUUAAUGCACCUAUGGUUUUAUAUAUUCUUCGAAGAAAUCCAACAUACGUUUUGCCGGUUUGACGAAUAAGCGAUCGAUACCUCAUUUUAUUAGUCUGAUAGUAAUACAAAUCGAGUGAUAUUUGUCUGAGCUCUUCACUUCAGCGUUAACGAAUUAUACUGCAACUUUGAAAAUCAAGCGAUGAGUCACAGUCCUUGAACCGUGUUGAAACACAAAGACUGUUUCCUGGACAUGUAAAGGUAUUCCAUUAAGGGAUUAAGAGAAGUCAUUUAUCCAGAAAUUAUAUGGUAAUUAUCAAUUUAUAUGACAUAUCACCAUGUGCAUUUACUUUGUUUUGGAAAAACAACAAAAACUGCUGUAAAUAAGGUUAUAUGGUGGCUCGUAGUAAUCACGGUAUUUUAAAUGACGAGUUACCAUGGGCGUACCGGAAGGAAAAAAUUAGGGGGGCGGAAAGAAAAUUGCCCGACUUUUCGGGAUUCUGCCCGACUAGUACCAAAAAAUUUUUUCCGGAAAAAUUAUUUUGGCGACCUUCCCCCCCCCCCGUCGCCAAAAAUAUUUCGGUCAGUGUACCAUUUUAGGGGUCAAAAAAUUUUCCGGACAACCAAUAUUUUUCGGAACAUAACACAAAUUUUCGAAAAAUCGCAAAAUUUGCCAAAAACUUUACUUCAUUUUAGACAAAAUUUGCAGAAUUUGUCCCAUUUUUUUAUUGCAAACCAAAAUUGCCCGACUGUUGAUCGAAUAUUGCCCGACUGCCCAAAAAACUGGGGGGCUACCGCCCCCCCCCCCCGCCCGGUACGCCUAUGCGAGUUACGGUAUUAUUUGUAUUAUUCAAAUACAGAAUUGCAUAUCAACUAAUCGGCAAUCAUCUACGAGGUAAGUCAGAAUUUGAGUAGCAAAUGAAUGUGUUGGGUGAUAUAUACUCGUUGUAGUCGUGAUCUCACUGAGUUUAGUAUAUGUGUCUACAUUAUAUUUAUAUAUAGUUUAUGUUUAUUUUACGCUCCAAUAUACAGUCAUAUACGCUUCAAUCGCCACUCAAGUACGCGUGAUUGCAUUGUGAAUAAAGCACUACGCUUACUGUAGUAUAACGUAUAACAUUAUAAAAUGGUUAUACUAAAUGUAACGCUUAGGUUCAAUGAAACUCGUUUUCGGAUUCAACUUUUUAUUCUUUGCUUCUCCUAUCAGUGACACUGAUCUGUAUUCUCACGACAAACUACGAGUAUGAUGCAAAUAUUAGUUCGUUUUUCCGAUUAUGUUACGACGACUGCGUCCAAGCGGACGCAGUUUUUAACUAGAGGCUGGACGCGGGCGCUUUGGAGGCAGGACGCGGGCAGAGCAGACGCAAGACGCGGGCGUCGUGGAGGCCGGACGCGGGCGUUCUGGAGGCAGGACGCGGGCAGAGUGGACGGAAGACGCGGGCGCUCUGGAGGCAGGACGCGGGCAGACGCGGGGACAAGUUAUUUCUUGGCAGUACUGUAUAUAACUUAUAAUAUAAUAUUUUAACUAUUAUGACGUAUUGCUUAGUUAAUUUGACCAGAACGGUCUGGUUAAAAUAACCAGACUAUUGUAAGUUUAACACAGAACGUUGCUCGCCACACAUGGCGUUCGGAUCAUCAACCAGCACAAUUGUCGUCCACCUAAACAUUUCUGCAGUCUUCCUCCCUCAAUAGUACGGUGUUCCGCUACCCAGCUUUGUCACCGGCUACUACUUGACUUCCCAUGUUAUUCCAUAGACAUGAAUGCUGAAGACUUUUUUCAAUCUUUGUAUGAUACCGGGAGUUGAGUAAUCUGUUGCCACGUCAAUACAAACAGUUGUGACGUAGAGACAUGAAAACAAGACAAUCCAGUAUUUGUCAGUCUUGUUUCGGCCAACUUUGACUGUGAUAGGGCCAACGUGGUCCACGGUCACGUAAGUGAAUGGUACUGUGAAUGUUGCCAUCACUUGUUCCCCGUUUUCCUCUGCCAUCUGCCGACAGAAGACACACUUGGACCUCAAGCUCUUUGCGAUGUAAUGUGAUGUGAUGUGAUGUGAUGUGAUGUGAAUGUGAUGUGAUGUUAUCAUUAAUUUUUUGUGUUUUGCUGAAGAUACGCCAAACAGUUUUUAAGCAUUUGAGCUACUUCAAUAGUGAAAAUUGCGUAGGUUUUGUAACUUUUUGAAAUCUUUCUCAGCCGACAGACAGGUGUAAUUCAUACUUUGCGAUGUAAUGUGAUGUGAUGUGAUGUGAUGUGAUGUGAAUGUGAUGUGAUGUAAUUUAUUAUAAGACAGUGUUAUAUAGAGUUUUUAGCCACUGAGAAACACACGUAAAAAAUACGAUAUUUUUACGUGUGAAAAUAUCAUUUGUUGUAAAACGCAUUGCCACGGACGUUUUAUUGUUUUUCACUGAAUUUUGUUUAUAUAAUAAACAGAAAAAUACACGGGUGCUUGAAAAUACCAGAUUUAUUUCUCGUGUUGAACAUGAUACAGUAGAGAGGUUAAGAUACCCCGAUUCCGAUUUACGGGUACGGGUGAUAUACACGUACCCGUACCUGUAAAUCGGGGAAUAGCUUGUAACUUAAGAAAUCCAAAAUACUCCGGCGUGAGAAAACCAAUAAGAGAAUGGCAACUUUUGCUGUUGAGGUUCGCCAUAAAUUGUUAAAAGCUUUGACCAGUAUAUGUGCAUUAUUUAUUUGGGUAAAAUGUUAACUAUUUGUACUAUUUAAACGGCCCAAAUAUAGUAAACAGGAAACACCCGUACCCGUUUGUCGUUUACGUGAAGACCACGGUUUACCGCGGGGAAACGGGUAGAAAUUACGGGUAAAAUUGCUGACAUCAGCAAAAAUUGGUAAACAAAAUGGCGAUACUCGCACCCGUAAACCGGGGUAUCUUAACUUCUCUAGUAUCUCACUCGUUCGCUGCGCUCACUCGUGAGAUAUCAUGUUCAACACGCGAAAUAAAUCUGGCAUUUCCGGGCACCAUGCAUUAUUCUCUAUGUAAUGUAAUAGAAAUUUACACAUUAAAUAACUAAGCUAAAUUACAAUGUGCUACAAAUACAGUUUAUACUGUUUUUAAAAAUUGAUUAAGAAUGAAAUAAGAACUAUUUAUUAUAUUAUCUUAUACCAUAAAAAACCCAUGCAAGAUUGGCAAGAUUUUCGAAACUAAGAGUUAGCUAAGCUAGGAGUUAUGAAGAGUUAAAUUGUCCUUAUUUAUUGCAUAAAUGAUAGGACUCUGACUAAAUCGUUUAGUUCUGCACGUAUAAUUACAGAUGUGCAUCAAUAAAACUCGCCGAUAAAAUAUUGCGAAACGCUUCGAAAGCAGCGGCUACACAUAUUUAUGUUUAUUUAGUCUUCCUAAAUUAUAUAAUCCUUUCCCUCGCUUCUCCUUGAAGAAUUAGAACAACUUAAUGUAAACUAUAAUUAAAAGUACUUUCUCCGAACUCGUGAGUUGAUCUGCCCUGGAACCAAACCGUUAAAAUUUGAAUUUUUCAAACUUCGUAACCGCACCUCAACUCAUUUCUCCUCAACCCUCCUGAUUUAUUAACUGCACAUUAAUAGAACAAUUGAACGAGAUAUGUUUGGAAAUUAAAUUAAAGAAAACAAGCAAGAUUUCGACAUAACUUAGUCAAUACUAAAACGCGCAGUUUCCUAAACGGGAGGAUCAGAAAUAUGUAAUAGAUGUUUUAUUCGGUAUGUAAUAUGUAAUAUAUGUUUUAUAUAUAUAUAUAUAUAUAUAUAUAUAUAUAUAUAUAUAUAUAUAUAUAUAUAUAUAUAUAUAUAUAUAUAUAUAUAUAUAUACACACUAACGUGCAAUAGCAUUUUGUUUAGUGGUCAGGGAAGCAAUAGCCUACGCGGCAAUGGAAUUUUUUUUUCCGUAGACAGUCGGACUCCUCAUUGAUAGUCGGACGCAUCAUUGAUCCGCGUCUAGGCCUCUGCGCAUUAUCGAUGCAUCUCUUCGUACCCUGCGUAACCCACUGGUGCACCAUUAUUAUAUCCAUCACUGCACGUUGUUCGUCUUCGACCACGUGUAGAAAGAUGAACGACUUGCUUCGCGAUACCAUAGUGAAUCUACAAAUUUUGUUUUUCUGGUUCCGAAAAUACUCAAGAACUGCUAUUGCGAGUUAAAACUAUACAUCAUUCCAAUUGAAGAGAAUUAAGAUAAGAAAACUAGCGUGAAAUGAAAUACACGAACAAAUAGAAGUAUUGCUGAAUAUCCGUCCACUAUAGUAUAACAUAUCGCGUAGCCCGGCCACAUUUCACUGGAUACGUAUAUACUCAGAUCUUAUUGCCUCGUUCUAAUAUACACAAACUAAUUACUAAGACAAUAUUACGAAUUGAUACUAUAAAGGAAAUAUUAUGCAAGACUUUUAAUGUUUAAUAUUAUGCUUAGUAUGCCUUAUAAUAUAAAAAUUUUCUCCCAGCGACGCUAAUUAAUCAUAAUCUGUCAAACACCAAUGUCCGGUUGUGAGGAACAUAUUUACAUAUUACACUACAUCUAAGCUCUCUGUAGCAUGAGAAUUUAAUCUAUUAAAUUACUUGACUGCGUAUAUCCACGUAUCCCCUAAAAUAUAGAAGCUACCUAUAGCAUGAUAAUUUGAUCUAAUGCUAAUCUCACUGCAUACCUCGUUCCCAAAAUAGCUACUUGACAGCGUAUCCGCGUAUCCACUACAAUAUAGAGCUAGCUAUCAAUCUAUUAUUAAUCUAUUGAGAAUAAAUUUAGAUGUUUUAAUACAUCGUAUUCAUGAUGUUUGAAAGGCAUAGCUUAAAUAGUGGACGGAUAUUCUGCAAUCGCUCCGGAAGAUAUUGCAAUGUUUGUUCAGAAUUAUGGAAUCGGAAACUUACAAACCGAGUUACAAAAGUAAAGAAAAGCAAGUGGGAAUGGCGAAUAUAACCAAGGGAGCACGCCAGAAAUAUUUGUGUAAAUUUUACUAACCUUUUAAUUAUAUGUAAAUGUUUUCAAUUUUCAUCGGGCGCCAUUUUGAAUGUUGAAAGUGGUAUAUAUUAUUAGCUUAUCGCAGGCGCAAUAAUUUAUGUUCAUCUUUGACAUUUAUUUAUGUUACACGAUGAUACUCCGAAGGGCGACCGAGAAAGAUCCGAAAUUUAAAAUAAGGCGGAGAUUGGCCAAUGACAAUGCGUAUAUCCAAUUUCGUUAUCUGGCCAUGCUCGUUGACCAAGAACUGUCGAAUCUGAAAUAUAUCAAAACUUGUAUUGAUUUGCAUCGUUGCUCGCCAGCAGUGAAUUUUCGACAGCAGAGAAACAAAAACAUUUGCGAAUGCUGGACACAAAAUACAGUAUUAAUAAUUCAUGAAGGAAAUUCAAAAGAAAUGAAUGUUUAAUCAAUGUAUGUAAAUCGAUCGGAUAUUAGAUUUGUCAAUUGUCCUCAUUUACAUAAACUUCAGCUUCGAUUUUCUCGGCUUAGACAAUGUUUAUUUUUAAAAUUACUUCGUCAAUGACCUCAUAGGAUGGGUCGUCUUUUAAGCACGUUAAAACACGAGCGGCCGAUGUUUAUCUGAUAUACAAACUCUCGCCAUUGUCCCCAAUUUUAAUAAUAUAUUCUAAUGUGACUCGCUUGAACUAAUUAUAGUAGAUCGAAUAUAAAUCAACGGUAAAUCCGAAAAUAAUAAAAAAAAAAUAUUUUCUACAGUAUAUUAUAUUAUAUUUGUUGUCCUACAUUAUAUUAUAUUAAAAUACUCAGUGGUUCCCGUGAUAGUAUGUCUCAUUUUGUUUCCGGUUUGUUCCUAGCAACAUCAAAUGUUCCUAGCAACAGUCAACCAGCAUCAGUGGAUAAUAGUUCGGCCGUUUCACUCCCCUUUUUAUCAUUUCUCCGCCUUAUUUUAAAUUUCGGAUCUUUCUCGGUCGCCCUUCGGAGUAUCAUCGUGUAACAUAAAUUAAUGUCAAAGAUGAACAUAAAUUAUUGCGCCUGCGAUAAGCUAAUAAUAUAUACCGCUUUCAACAUUCAAAAUGGCGCCCGAUGAAAAUUGAAAACAUUUACAUGUAAUUAAAAGGUUAUUAAAAUUUACACAAAUAUUUCUGGCGUGCUCCCUUGAUAUAACUUAAUAAAAUAUAUUAGAUGUCAUCACCCUCGUAUUUUGGCAUCUCAACCAAGCAAUACAAUAUUAAAUAUUUUGAAAUCACCAUGCAAUUGCGUGCGCAAGACACACUGGGAAGACGCAUCUAAUAAGAAGAGCAUCUGCUGAAUAUAUUGUUACGGGCGCGGGUCAAUGAUGCGUCCGACUAUCAAUGAGGAGUCCGACUGUCUACGGAAAAAAAAUUGCCGCGGCGAUAGGCUGCGUUUCUACUCUACUGCAAGAAAAGAUGAUACAAUAUUUUUCUACAGAAAUCCAAUUAUUACCCGCUGCUUUUAUCUUGAUUAUUUUUAAGCAUUUCUGAACUCUUUGGGACAAACUAACUUGCACGGAAAUUAUACCAAUAUUUUACUCAAUAUUUACUCUUUUUAUAGAUGGUUAGAUACGAUCCUUUCGCAGACAAUAUUUCACACAAAACUGGUUGUAGAUAGUGCUAUGAAAGAUGACCUUGCACGAAAGCUUGCUCUAGCCAUUGAGAAGUUAGCCAAGAUUAAGCACGAGCACAACGAAAGUAUGAAGAGUCUGGAGGAUGAGUUUGAAAUCAAGAAAAGGGAUACAGUUGAUAAAUUGUCUGAAUACGUUUCAUCAGAUGUUUUUAAAAUCGAUGUUACAUCGUGGAGUGAAGACCAAUGUCCACAACUGGAAAAGUCUUGGGAAGAAACAGAAAAGAAGAUUGACGAAACUAUCAAGCAAAGAUUCAUUGACGAGAUAGAAAAGUGGGAGACAGAGAACAAUAUUAUUGCAGGUGCUCGGAAUUCACUGUUCGUUAAGUUGACAAGGCAAAAAAACCUCCUACACAUGCGCAUUCAGAACGUUGAAGAUUACAUUGUCCAAGAUGCAGCUCCAGUCCAAAAUACAGAUGAAACCAGAUCGUUAUACAACUGGCAAAAAAUAUUAAUCGGAGCAUUAAGUCCAAUAUGGGCUCCUAUGGCAAUAGUGUUUGGUCUUUUUAGCCUACCUUUUCUAAGUGUCAUUGCAAUAAGGAACGCCGUUCAAGCAGCGGGAGAUAAAGUGUCGUAUAAGAAGAACAAGCCAAGCUACAUGGCUAAAAAGGCCGAAGAAUUUCUCCAUUACUGCAUCAAUCAAAUGAUUUUCCAUCCGUUUGUCUUACAACAACUGCAAGAAAUAAACAAGGACAUGGUAAACGCAAAGCAUGAGAUUACAGAAAUAAUUGCUGCCAACAAACUAUAUCUUUGGAAACUUAUUGAAGAGAGUGCAUUGAUAGAGAAAGAUGCAAAGAUUUACGCCCAAGUAUGUGUCAAUUGCUCUAAUAUCAGAGGAGAAUUGUCCGUUUUUGCCAUUGAAGAUGUUUGGCUUAGCGAUAUUAGCUUCAAAAACUUGGAAUGGGAUGCGAGGGCCUUAAUUGAUCGUGGAGCAUUUGCUGAUGUUUUCAAAGCAAGGAUGAUUACAGCUGAUGAAGGAUGGUUGAAUGUGUCACUUAAAGUCUGCAAUAAAGUACUCACCACUCAGAAUGCUUCCAUUCUGUUGGCAGAGGAACAAACGUUAAGGUAUAGUUUAUAAUUUAUGUUUAUAUUAAAUAAUUUUUAGCUUGUGUUUAAUCUCAUUGUGUGAGAACAUAAUUUCAACUUCAAAUCUGAACCACAAUAUAUUUCAAUUGUACCUCAAUGUACAAGACCAGUCAUACUGUAGUUUACAAUUUCGGCACCUAAAUUUAUGUACGAUGGCCAGCUCCAUUUCGCGUGCAUGUGUAUCUGCAGCUACUGCAUCUCAUCCAGUUGAUGUGCCAUGCUUUAUAUUAGGGACACUGGAAGAUUUUUGAGGACAAGGUUUGUGGAGCAUCAACGUGCUGUCAUUGGCAACGAUGUUAACAAAAUUGUUGCCAAGCAUUUUAAUCCCCGAGGAAAGCCAUUACAGCUAGGGUACUAAUUCUGCUCCGGUAUUUACUCUCGGGAAAAGGAGAGAUAAUUAAGGGAUUUCAUCAUUUACUGUUGUGUUCCCGUAGUAUUAAUAUGAAUGUUUUUCCACAUGUUUAGCACUAUCUGUUUUCCUGACAAAAGCGGGCAUUGAUAGCAUUUUUUACAUUGACUUAUAAAUAUUUCAGACCUGUUUCAUAUUUAUGAUGUAGUUUCCCCAAUAUUUCUUCCAUUCGAAUACGGGCGUAAGCCUAGGGCAAGAGUACUUUUCCGUUUUUUUAAGGCCAUUUUCCACCUCAACCGUACUAUAGCGAAACAUACUGGUGAUCGAUCAUGCGUAGAUUGAAAAGAGUUUGAUAAAUUGACGUACUGUAUUUCCAGGUGUAUUCGUGUAUACAAAUGAAAUAUUCGUUGCAUGUCAACUUUUUGGCGCACUACAGAAGUAUUAACCGAUCGACAUUCGCUAAAUUUUGAAAUUCAAAAUUGUUUUGAUACGUUUCGGUACGGUACGCUUGAAGUGGAAAACGGCCAUCACACCCGGGAAAGGAAAGUAUUAUCGAAGUAUAAACUUCAUCAAUAAUCGUGGAAGCAUGGAUAUGGUUCACAGUUUACCGUGCGUAGUAUGGGUGGAUGGUCAUCCUUAAUGAUCUCAAGAUAUAGCUGACAUUUAUUAUUUCAAAUUUGCAUGAUAACGACUGCAUGACGACAGCGAUUUAACAAACAUUUCUUGCAAAUUUUAAAAGCUUUUUCAGAAAAAAAUAACCCGAAAAGCUUUCAGUCAAUUUCUUGAAAAAUGACGAAUUUCUCGUUACAGAAGUAUCUGCAUUCUUGGCAUUGAUCUGCACGCACCGUUCUUUUUUAACAACCAUCAUUAGGUUAGGAUUGCAAGAUUUUGAUCAUGCUCACGGUGAAUGGUUGCUUUACUAAUUGUGAAUUGCCAACACUAUUUGUCGGCAUGUGCUUUGAUUUUCAUCCUCCGUGACGAAUCACGUUUGCGAAUAAUUUCCGAAAAAAAGUAGACAUUGUUGGCCUGAAGAAUCUAGUUGCGGACAGUGUGUUUUAUUAAUUAAUAACAAACUGGUAGCUCUGCAAGUGGCCGUAUGAGGUACAGUUCGAUAGUUGCGUAGAAAUACCUGCUACUCUUCUGCAGUAUUUUUCUUCGCAGCUUAGAGCUACAUUUUAAGGUCUUCACAAACCUAGCUUUCAGCUCGCCAUUGGCCUUGUAAAAUUGCAAUGUUUAGUUCUACAUUAAUCAAGCAGUUGAGAAAAUUUGACAAAUUUUUCUCCAUUGAAUGGUGGCCCUUUGUAUGCAUUUGUAGCGGUUCUUUGGUGUAGAUCGGUGUCACAGCUUGGCACGGUAAACGUACUUUAAUCUCAUUUCUCACCAUUUUCAUGGGAACCAUACCUACUCCCCAAGCAGAGAUUUGUUCUUACUAUACCAAGGUGUCCAUCGUAAAUGUUGAGGGAUAGUGGAUGAGGACUGUCCAACGUGGGAUGAACCAGCUUCUGGUGAGUGACCUUGAGAAUCCGUGGAACAUCGACUAACAGACUGAGAACUACUGUAAAGAAUGGUUGGGUAGUCCAUAGCGGAACCACAAGAAUUCCUGUUGCCCAGUCUUGUAUGAUCUUCUGCACACAUCUAGAUACAAGACAAAAUGAGGGGAACGCAUAAAAGUAAAAACAUGACCAUGUGAUCGAAAAGGUAUCUAUGAAUUUACCCUUUGGAUCUGGUUAACAAAAAACAUAAUCUUGGAGUUGGGCAUUCAGCCUACUAGCAAGAAGAUCUAUGUCUGGUUGGCCAAAUAACGAGACGAUUCUUUGGAAAGUAUGUAAAGCUAACAUCAAUUCCAAAUUGAAAAUUUAAAUUUCGGGACAAUUGGUCGGCAUCUACAUUGGCAGAUCCGGCAAUAUGCGCUGCUGACAACCAAAUUCCCUUGGCAAUGGCCCAACUCCAAAUUGUUUGAGCAAUAGUAUUACACCCUGCAGAUCUACAUCCUUCCAUUUCAUUAAUGUAUGUGACAGCAGUUGUGUUAUCACACAUAAUCCGCACAUGUAUGCUACUUCUAUCACGCAACAAAAAAGGGCUAAUUGAAUGGCCAAUAAUUCCAAACAAUUUAUAUGUUUUUCAGUUUCAUCAUGUGACCAAAUGCCACAUGUUGUGCUGCCAUUCUCAAGUUUGGCUCCCCAUCCUGUUCCAGAUGCAUCAGUGUAAAUUGUGAUAUCUGGAGUGGUAUGAUAGAUUUUUCUAAUGGAUAACUGAAUGUUGUUUACCCACCAAUGAAUCUCCUCUAAACUGUCUGCAGACAAAGACAUUUCUGCAUCAAAAUUACCUUGAUCCAUUCUUAAAUAAUAAUCUUUGUCUGCCUCAAUAUGACGAUAAUGAAGAGGGCCAAACUCAACUCCAGGAAAAUAUGAAACUAGAGAACCAAUCAAAGAAGCCAUGCCACCUGGCGAAUAGUAAACCAUGUGUUUGGGCGCAAAACUUCUGACACAAUCGCAUAAGUUUUGCUUUUUUAUUUGGUAUAAGAGUAAUUAACUGUCAUAGUUACAGAAUUCAAAAGAAACCCAAGGAAUUCUAUUAUACAUUGUGAGGGUAAGGUAACUGAUUUAUCAGGGUGGAUCUUAAAACUCAAAUUAAUAAUCAACUUGGCUGCAUUAAGGGUAGCCUGGAUACAUUCCGCGUGAGACCCCUCUAUAUCAAAGGAGUCAUCAAUAUAGCCAAAACAGGUGUGUCCAAACUGAGAUCUAAGUGUUGCAAAAACUGGCUUCAUGACCUUUGUAAAAACUCUAGGACUACUUGACAAACCCAUUGGCAAACAAGUGAAACAAUACAAUUUAUCCCGCCAUAUAAGUUUUAAUAUAAAUAUUUUUGAUGCUCCAAUGCUAUAGGAAUAGAAUAAUAAGCAUCUUUGAGAUCAAUGGAGGUCAUGAAGCAACCAGGUCUCAUAAGUCUGAUAGCAGUAUCUAAAGUAUCCAUUUUAAAAUGGUGAUAUGAAACAAAUUGAUUGAGUGUCUUUAAGUUGAAAAUUACUCUACUAGUUUUUUGGGUGUACUAAAUAUAGGUGACACUUCACCAGAUUCAGGAACGGAAUGCCUAAAUAUUCCUUUUUGGAGAAACUUUUGAAUUUCCCCAUCUAUGACAGUUUGCUCAGUUUCAUUAAAAGUAAAAUAUGGUUUAGCAUUACUAACAUUUGAUUCUGGUAAAGAAUCAAAUUCAAGAUGACAAUGAGUCACAGCAUCCAAAAUAAAUGGAUCUGAUGUGAUUUCUGUCCAAGCUUUCAAACCACCUGUCUUAAAUGGUAGCUGAUUAGCAAUUAUCGUAGCAAUGGCAUCAUUACUUACCUCGGUUGGUGAUCCUAAUUUCCUUUGUUGACUGAUGUCUUGGUGCUUGUCGGGGCCCGCCCGUGACCCCGGCCUACCCCGAAAAAAGGGGAGUAUGACUUGUUCCGCGACCUCGACCGCUAGUCUGAUUAAAACGACCUCGUCCACGUGCACCUCUGCCAAACAGCACCCUGUAAGGUUCUGUACGGUAAUCCGAACGGGGCUUGGUGGACUGGUAACUUUGUUGCUAAGCUUAUUGGACUUAGUAAGCUCCCCCACUUCUUUAUUCAACUCAUCACCAAAGAGAUAAGUUGAAAUGGCCGUUGAUGGAUUGCACAACGCACCAUACUGCUUGUUAAGAUCAGGACGAAUCAAGUCCCUGCGUUUCAUGUUGAACUCUCGAUUUGCUGUUGACAAUAAAACAGCUGCAUUGGCAAGCUUAGAUUUUUUAUCCCCAUCACAAACAUUGCACACCUCUAAGACAGCACAAAGACCUGAAAUCAAUAGACCCUGUGUCUUUUGGAGAGCAGAAUUUGUUUGUAAACCUUAGGUGCAACUAAUUUGGGACAAUUCUCUGGUCUGAUAUACUGUAAUUGGACCUCAGACAAUUUUUCUUUGGUCAGUCUAUCCCUGAGCGCAGGCUAUUAACAAUUUCAGCCAACCCAGGAUAAGAGCUGGCGAAGAUUUUUCUAGGACAGAAAAUUCCACUGCCAAAUUCUGGAAUGAGCCAGUAGCAGUUGGAUCUUCCUGGUCAGGAAUGUUCGGCUGAACCGAAAAUUUUCAAUUUUAUCUGUAAUUCCAGGCUCUGAUGCCUCACCAGUGGAGGCAACUUCCUCAUUCUCAAUGGCAACAGACUCAAAAUCUGUAUAAAUUUGAUCAAUAUUAUCUUUAACUUGUGAUAAAAUAUCCUUCUUAGUUUCAUCAAGUAACUCUUUAAACAUAGAUUUCAACUGGGAGGCUGAAGUCGAGGGGAUAAUCGCCCUGGUUUCGCUGGCUAGCACACUUUUAUUUUCCAUCACCUAAACGAUAUGGUGAGGAACUAUUAUUGUAUAAUAAAUAUAAAGAGCAAAGACACGUCUUAUGCUCAAGUAAUACAGGACACGUCCUGUAAUCGUAAACCAGCGAAUUUAUAAGCACAAAACACGUUCUGUGCAGACCACGCGGCAGUGUGACACGCCACAAGCCAAUGAAUUCAUCAAAUUUGAAGUGCUUAAACUUAAUAAAAUGUGGUAAAUCACGUCUACCACCGUUUCAACAAGAACCAAAAGCAAUAAAAAUCAAUGAACUUACCUUAUAAGAUCAAGUAGAACCCUAAUUUUAUCGAAAAUGUCUUCCAAACUCCUUCUCCAACGGCGUAUAACAAUGCACUGAUCUACGGCGAAGCGUGCGCAUCUCAUGGUAACCCGGAUGUACGUAGUGAUUUAGUAGAAAUACCAAUGAAGAACAUAUAGUACACUGUAUGGAUGUUGACUUCUCUUGAUAAAUUCAACCCAGGGUGGUCCUAGGUGACAAAGCUGCUUUGAGACACUCAAACGAUGACGGUUUCUCUUCUGUUUACUGUAAUUUCAUUGCUAUGCAUGUGAGCUGACAGAGAUGGCUAAUGUAGUGGUCAUCCCGAAAUGUUUGAUCAACAUUGAACAGAAUUCGAAUGCAGGAGAGCUGAGAAGAUCCGGGAAGACUGCCAUGGUGGCCGAGAACUGCCAAUAGUCUUUCGUAUUUUUAGUAGGAAAUUUUUUGGAAAUAAAUAUUUUUUAAAAACCAUUUUAAAAACACAAUCAAAUUUAAAUUGAAAUUAAAACAAAAGUAAAACAAAAGUGAAAAGAAAGUUAAAUAAAAAGAAAAUGUAACUUUAAAGUAAAACAAAUUUAAAACAUAAUAUAAAUCUUUUUUAUCGCCCAAGCGCUGCCACUACCAUGAUUCUUUGCGAACCUAAUAAACGUAUUCUAAUCGCCGAACCAACGGCGCGGAGCGCCGUUCCGGGCGUAAGCCCGAGGCGAGGGUACUAAUUCGUCCGGCUAUUUGCACUCGGAGAAACGAAAGCAUUAGCGAAGGCUAAAGUUCAUCAGCGAUUGCGGGCGUGGGUCACUGUGCGUGUUGCGGUGGGUGGUCAUCUCACUGAUCUCAAAAUAUGGCUGUUUGCCAGGAGUGAAGAAGGCAAAAAAUAUAAAAAAUACAUGUACUGAAAACUUGGAAAAUAGUUUCACAUAACAAAUUGUAAAACUUUUUUGCAAUUUUUGAACGUAAACAUUUAUAAGAAUUGAUAUAGUAUGAUAAUUCCUAAAGUAUAAGACAAGACAUUAGUUUGUUUCAAUUGUUUAAGUGUGACUUUGUACUAUUAAAUAAAUAGACUUUAUUCUUGUGUUCAAGUCUUUCCUAUGCAUUGUAUGCGAAAGUUUCUUAGUUAAAUUAACUUUUGUAGAAGCUCAUGAUAAAAAGUAAAGUAAAUUAUUUUAGUAAAUAUUAGCGUCUUGUGGGAAUUAAAUUUAUUCCCUUUCAAAGUGCGAGUAAGAAGUUGAAGUUCGAGUUGAGGAGUUUAUAAAUAUCGACAAAAAGCAGUUAAUUUCAAUUCACAUUUAAAAACAUUUUACGUAGAGUUUCGUUUUGAAUUUUACAUUCAAAUAAAGCCCAUAGAAACCAAAAUAAUAUACCUACUUUAUAUAUUUUAGAAAUUGAUAGUUCUGUAUUUAAAAGUGUUCAAAUUUCAUCUAUUUUUUUCAGGUUUGUACAAAAAAUUAAAAAACAAUUAUCGUGUUGCCAUGACUGUCAUGACGUGCAACGCGAGCCUGCGUUCAGUGUUGGCGUAAUUACGAAUGCUUCAUGUUGAAACAAUGUUUGGAAAAUAUAGGCGAGGGGUUGUUGCAUGCAUGCAUUUCUAGUAUACUUCAUGUCAGCUGUCAUCUAGAACCAGGAACGCAAACUACACGAUGAUUGUCUGAAAACAACAUUGCAAAAAGAUGUUAAGCAAAGCCUUAAAGGUCUGAACUUUUAGAUCUUAUGGAAUAUGAAUUCCUCAAAAUUCUGCGAGCAUUCGUACCCUCGACAGACUCUCACUCUGGGUUGGUCGGUUGUAGAUACGGUUGUACCAGACUGCAGAGUUGGGCAGUUUUCGAGAGGAUUUUGGGUGCAGAAAACAAUAUAUGGCCUAUAUCAACCAAAAAAGCCGUCUUUGCGGACUAAUAACCAUGGUGACCUACCUUUUUAUUGCAGAAAAUACAUUGUUAUGAAGUUUUCAAUCUUUUUUGAAAAUUAUUUGAAAGUUGCCAGUGUAGUUUUCGAAAAACUGAAUUUCAGCCUUUCCAAAGGCUAAAAUGCAAUCUUUAAAGGCUAAAAUACAUUUUCUCGAAAACUACACUAGCGAUUAAUCAAAUAACUUUCAAAAAAGGCUUGUGCGAGAAAUUACUUUUUUGGAUUCAAAUACAGUAGCUUUUUGUUCAUAUCUCUGACACAUAUUGGAACUGUAGGGAGCCUCCUUAAUCUGCUCUUAAAUUUCAAUUGUUUCAACAUGUAUUUGGCUACUUUCGUGACUCUGAUUCUCUUUUAGACUCUGAUUCUCUUUAAAUUAUGUACACUUAGGAACUAUUUUGCCUUAGAUUUUCAACUUUUUUUCACCCAAGAUCUCGUCGAAAACUGCCCAACUCAACAGUAUGGUACAACCGUGCACUGUUGCGAAGGUAGAAUUUUGUUAUCAUAUUAACUUGUCAUGACUACCUAACCGGGGUGGACCCAGUGGGAUCCCUUUGUUGUAAAGUUGCCUUUAACUUAAAUACGGCGCGUAUUUUUCCCAACACCCAUAGACGGAUUUUGUGUGUGUGUGCGGGGGUGCAGAGGUACUAAUUAAUAUAACCCCCCAAACAAAAUGUCCACCCCUCCAAAACAAUUUCGACCCCUCCCCUCCACCCCCCCAAUAUUCAGCAUAAUAAAAAAUAAUUAAAUAGUCCACUCCAACGUGCAGAGUGUUGAUGAUACAAAAUAAACGUAGGAGUACACUCAAAUAGAAAACGACAGUGCAACACUCUGAAACUAAUCGCUCCUCGCUUGCAUUCACUGGUUUAUUGGAGCAAUUGUAAAGUUUUGAAACUCUAUUAUCUCCCCUGAAUAGAGUUUGCAGUGCCUUGUCAUGCAAACAGCUUGCUUGCAAGGAACGUUUGGAAUUUUUACGAACAUUAUUUUUAGUUUUUAAUUAUAAAAACUAGAUUUAAUCUGUACGCCCCAAAUAUUAUUUACAUCGGAGUUGCAUCAUAAAUUGUACUUGGAUUCAAACGACACAACGUCAAUGACUUUAUAAAAGUAAAAGCAUAUUGUGUAUUGACCUAUUGGGUUUACACUUUUACAGGUUCAUUUAACUUUAACUCUCUCAAGUCUCAACAGACAAUCGGACAUGCCAAAUCCAUUGAUAUGACAACUUCAAAAAACUUUUUUUCGAAGCUAGAAAUCAUGAUUUUUUUCAAAUUUUUCUUGGGAUACUUUGUUUUCUGCUCUCUAGACUCCCCCUCGCGGCUCUAGUGCCCCACCCCUAGGAUAUAGACCUUACUGAGGUUUGGUGACACUUUGUGUUGCUUCAGUCACCUGCUCACGGCUCACCCCCCUAAAAUUUCUGGCACCACCCCAGUAAAAAAUAUGAAAAUCCGUCUAUGCCAACACCACCGUGAUUUUCUAAAUUUCAAUACCUUCAGGAUUUAGGGCAUACCCUGAAAUGUAUCUCAAUAGUAUUCGUAAUCAUAGCCAACAGAAGCCUCUGCGGAGGAGAGAGAGAGGGCACACAAUGAUGAUACAAAUUUAUAACGAUGGUCACGGGUUACACUUGGAUUGUGUUCUCGACGAAUCUUUGUAUGCAUGGCCCAUGUAGGCUGUAGCGAAGCAGCUUUCCACGACUUUAAGUUCCUUUCCGAGCCAUCACAAUGUUUACAUUUCUGUUUAUAUCCACCAUGCACUCAGAGUGAGUCUCUCAGUCUUCGCGAAACCUCAACAAAUAUUUAUUUCAUAUAAAAUCUCGAAGCGUCUGUCGAGGCUACGGAUUCUCGUAGAAUUUCGAGGAAUGCAUGUUCCGUAAGAUCUAAAAGUUCAGACCUUUAAGGCUUUGCUCAACAUAUUUUUGCAAUGCUGUUUUAAGACUAUCAUCGUGUAGUUUGGUUUCCUGAUGUCGGCCAUCUUUAAUUUCCCGUAAACCACUAUAUGGCAGCUGACAUGAAGUAUAUUAAAAUACGAUUAUUAGGUUGGCAAAGAAUCAUCGUACACGCGUAAAAACGCUCAGAUUGAUGCAAUACUGACGAAAACAGGAUUGAACAAUGUUUUGCUGCCCACAUUGUUCAUGGCUGUCAACAAUAUCGAACAAUAUUGUUACACCCGAUUCAGGCUCAACAACAUUGUUCAAUAUUGUUGACAGCUAUGAACAACGUGAGCAGCAAAACAUUAAUUGUGCAGACCUGUGCAACGGGCUCGGCGUUUUUUGCCGUGUAGUGGCAGCGCUCGGCUGAUAAAAUUUUUAUUCUAUUUUAAAUUUGUUUCAUUUAAAUUUAUAUUUUCUUUUUAUUUAACUUUCAUUUCACUUUUGUUUUUAGUCGGGCAGAUGGAGGAUCAAAAUUAUGGAAACUUACCACAUCGUGGGACAAUUUCAUUUUGCCUUCAUAUUGUGCCCUGUUUUUCCCUUCUAUCUGCCCGACUAUUUAAUUUCAAUUUAAAUUUGAUUGUGUUUUUAAAAUGGUUUUUAAAAAUAUUUAUUUUUAAACAAUUUCCUAACAAAAAUUACGAAGAAACUAUUGGCAGUCUCGCCCACCAUAGACUUCGUACUUCUGAUGCAUUGCUUUGUGGAAUAAUGUACUGAAGGCCUUCGACUUUUCUUAGAUCAGGUGACAUUUCUUUCUCUGUGAUCAAGUAACUUCAGACUAGCAUUAUGAGAGCUCUAAAUUGACACUUUGGAUGGAAAAUUAAUGGUUCACCCAUUGUCCUCAAGCUUCUAAACAACCGCUUUAAUGGUCUUGGUCGUUAUUGUCGAUUUCACCAAGGGAAAUGUAAUCACUGAUAUCCUUAACACACGGUACAUCACUAAUUACAUCACUAACUCCCUUCUAAAAUAUUUCAGCUGCAAAAGAAAGUUUGUGUCUGAACAAUCUGAUGUGGGACGAGAUUGAGGGUUGUUAGGGGUGAUCCUCAUAAGGUGGGGCUCUCGAUACGUCCCGCUAUGUCUUCUACCUCGAAUUGUUCUAGUUUAUUCUCCAGCUACAGCUUAGAUAGGUUUCAGCUUUUGGGAUGUUAUCCAGCUAAAAAACUGAUUAAUCUCUUGCUGUUCUGAAAAAAAGGCAUGAAAUGACAAAGUGUAUUUGAAAUAAAUUUUGCAUAACAGCUAGGCCUUACAGAAAGUACGCAUAAAAUGUACGUCUCGCAUAGAACACUAGUUCUGUUAAUACACUCGAGCAUCCGGGCCUACUGCCAGGCAUGCAUGUAUUUAUGCAUAUAUAAUCGCAUUUACAAUAUUCGCCACAUAAAAUAUUUCCUCCGAUGGAAACAUUUAUAUCAAACUUGCCAGACAGGUUUAAUGUCUUUUUCACUGAUGUAGGGGUAUAAUUUUGUUUUUGAUAUUUGGGGCGUUGGCAUUACACGAUUGAAAUCUUGCUCACUCAGCAUAUUUAGCACUUUCCGUGGCUCGAGCACUUUUGAGUAGACUUUCUAGGGACUAGGGUAAAGCUUUGGUAAGGCUUUUUCAGCAAAGCGACAAUGAAAAGCAACGCUUGCCUUAAUUGGAUAUUUAACCGCUAAACUAUUAGUAAUUAACGCUAGUCAAACUAUAAUUUUUACGAGGGUUGUUCUAAAAAGGAUGUUCACUUUUAAUCGUUGCUUUAGGGGUUACGUAGCUAAGGGAUAUAAUUAUUUCUAGACUUGUGUUAUUUUGCAACCAAUGCACCAUUUAUGCACAUGCAGACACAUGCACGUUCGCAGCCAAGACAUACACCUAAAAUGUGUGCAAAUUUCAGAACAAUCUUUUAAAACGCACGCUUAGGUCGCCUUUUUAGUGCAUGUAUACGACUCAAAAUUAACAUAUCUGAAAAUUGACUGCAAUGCUAUUAGUUAUUAUGCAUGCAAUAAGAUUUAGGAAAAUAAAUUAACUGAAAAUUAACUUUAACAUUACUGUAACAGCAUAUAGCUUCAAACUUACAUCAAAUUUAACUGAAUUUUGCCUGAAAUGAAAACGUCAUUCCUACCACAAACUAACCUCGAACUUACUUCAAACUAACCUCAACAUAACCUAACUCAACAUGACCUCAAUAUAACAUCAAACUUGCGUCAGUCAAACUUUAAUUCAACCGACCUUACCUCAACCUAUAAACUUUAAACUACUGGCCUCACUCCCUCAUCUCAGUUUCAACCUAGCCUCAACCUAACUUCAAUCUUGCCUAAUUAAACUAACAUGAAAGUAACGUGAACCUGAACUUUAAGUUUAACUUAUAGUAAGCACGUCAUCCCCCUCACUUCAACCAAACCUCACUCAUUUCUGUCUCAAACUUCAAGUCAAUUUCAGCCAAACGGCAACCUAACAUCAACACAAUAGCCCAACCUACCAUAAUGCCAAUCUUAUCUCAUGCAGCCUUCCAGUGAUUCAAUCUCGGAACCUAACCUCAAUCUUGCAAACAGAACAAUGCAACAAAAUCUUUUUGUCAUUUUUAUUGCAGAAUACUUGACCACAAGAAUGUUGUAAAAUUUUACGGAAGAGCGUUGCAGCGUGAGGACAGUGGUGUUAAGUUAAUCUUUGCAAUGGAAUUAUGUGCAGGAAAUUUGAGGUCAUUUCUUUCAGCACAACCCGAGUGUAUUCCAGCAAAUUCACCGUACAGCCUAGCUGAAGUAGUUCGUGCAACGGUUCAACGGGCAAAAGAUAUUGCAAUGGGGCUUCAAUAUUUGCAUGAACUUGGCAUUGUUCAUCGCGACUUGAAGCCUGAAAAGAUCCUGGUAAGAAAUGUAUUCUGUUAAGAGUUAUUUCGGUAUUCAAUAAUUUCGAUGCCUUCUGAAUUAAUGGUUAUCUCCAUCCCCACAAAGGACUUUUGUCUAACUCGAAAACCAUUUUUCCCAAAAUAUGGGUGGGGGAGGGGGGCUUAUUUAAUUAAAAUUUUAAUUUAAUUUAAUUGCUUUUCCAUCAUUGUGUGAUACUAGACAUAAACACAUACGCACGCACGCACCCACACAAACACACACACACACACACACACACACACACACACACACAUACACUAAAGUGAUGGCUGGGUAACCACAACAGCCUGAAAAGCCAAUUUCUGUUGGCCCAAAGAUUAAAACACAAACAUAUAUGCAAACACACAAUUAAAACUCUAAAAACAGCAGUUCACUAGUUCAGUUAACGUUCUUGCACAGUUGCAUUUUGGGCAGAUAGUUUUAAAUGUUCUUGGAUCAUCAUCACAUGUUAUGCUCUCAUGGCUGUGGAAGGAAGUUGUUCUUGUAUAUAAUAAUAUACUGCGAAAAAAUAUUACUAGUUUUACUUACAUUAAUUUACAGAUUGGAAUGGACAAUUGCUUGAAAAUUGCUGAUGUUGCUAUUUCCAAAAGCGUAAAUGAAGUGACAGGAACUGGAUUUCGAACAGUCUUGUACAUGGCCCCUGAAAUACUUGCCGCGGAAAUUCCUGAUGUUCGCUCAGAUAUUUACAGUUUUGGUUUGAUCUUGUGGGAGAUGUGGUAUGGAAAAGUGGCCUUUAGUGAGCUUGGCGUUAUCUCGCGGAAGGAAUUCAGUAAGUUGAUCGAAAAAAAACAUCGUCGACCCACAAUUUUCAAGGAAGGAGUCUUUCCGCCUAUCCCCACUUUUGAAUCACUAAUGAAGAAUUGUUGGGCAACGGAUCAACUUGUACGGUUAACUGCUGACGAAUGCGUGGCUCAGCUAGAUGCUAUCUUAACUCGUUAA